AUGGAUAUCUCGCUAGUCAAGUGCUACACAUGGAAUCAGCCUGAAGAACUAACGUGUCGAUGCCAAGGAAGGAAGAGCUUCUUGAGAAAAGCUAGCAGCCUGAUGCCUUUACAGCUGAACAUCCCAGAAGCAUAUGCCGUGAUGGCAUACAUUCCUAACAUCAACGAAAGGAAGAAAAGCCUGCCUAACUGCGGUCAAUCUCGAUUAGCACCAGGGUCGGAAGGGCUGAGGCUCGGAGGCGGGACAGGGGUAGAUCGUGCAGGUCGAUGUAGAUGUCAGGCACGGCAAGUGCCGGAAGGGAGGGAAAGGAAGGAAGAGAGGAAAGGACAGGAAACGAAAGGAAUGGAAUGGAAAAGAAGGAAGCAUGCAGCGACGCCUCUGGAGGGAGACAAGUCCUCGUCAGGGCAGGUCAGGGAAGGGAGAAGUGAAGGCAAGGGAAGGGCAGGGCAGGGCACGAGGCGAAGCUGCUGCGUUGGGCUGCUGCUGGCUGGAUGGCCGGCUUCCGAGUGUGCUUGGGUGUGCGUAGGACAGGACAGGGGAGCGUAG
Messenger RNA from Marchantia polymorpha subsp. ruderalis, 546 nucleotides. NCBI's taxonomy places the organism in Eukaryota, Viridiplantae, Streptophyta, Marchantiopsida, Marchantiales, Marchantiaceae. The record is from the annotation of a GenBank genome assembly.